Mercenaria mercenaria is the source of this 6532-nucleotide messenger RNA. RefSeq names its product glycogen phosphorylase-like. The record is from RefSeq and is a predicted model, not a curated record. Gene Ontology annotation, cellular component: cytoplasm. NCBI's taxonomy places the organism in Eukaryota, Metazoa, Mollusca, Bivalvia, Venerida, Veneridae. Gene Ontology annotation, molecular function: glycogen phosphorylase activity; pyridoxal phosphate binding. Bases 122 to 2689 code for a protein of 855 amino acids. Gene Ontology annotation, biological process: glycogen catabolic process. The transcript is spliced from 17 exons.
AACUGACCUUGACCUUCACUCAAGGACUAGGCAGGGCAGAAUAUUGUGCUGGGUAUAUUUGGGGAUUCUACUGAAAACUAUACAGAGUUACAGCUCCUUUGUUAUUGCAUAAAAUCUUAGAAUGUCUGUGCAAUCAGAUAUUGACAAAAGGAAGCAAAUCAGUAUACGAGGGAUUGCUCCAGUUGAAAAUGUAUCGAAUAUCAAGCAUACCUUCAACAGGCAUCUCCACUACACCCUGGUAAAGGAUAGAAAUGUUGCCACACCAAGGGAUUACUACUUUGCAUUGGCACAUACUGUAAGAGACCAUUUGACAGGGAGAUGGAUACGAACACAGCAGCAUUACUACGAGAAGGAUCCAAAGAGAGUGUAUUACCUGUCCUUGGAGUUCUACAUGGGUCGCACCUUGUCCAACACGAUGGUAAACCUUGGUAUACAGAGUUCCUGUGAUGAAGCAAUGUAUCAGCUUGGUCUUGACAUUGAAGAGUUGGAGGAGAUUGAGGAAGAUGCUGGUCUAGGUAAUGGAGGUCUUGGUCGUCUAGCUGCCUGCUUCCUCGACUCUAUGGCCACACUUGGAUUGGCUGCCUAUGGUUAUGGCAUCCGAUAUGACUAUGGUAUCUUUGCACAGAGGAUUGAAAAUGGAUGGCAGGUAGAGGAGCCAGAUGAGUGGUUGAGGUAUGGCAAUCCAUGGGAGAAGGCAAGACCAGAGUAUGUGCUUCCUGUCAACUUCUUUGGUAGAGUUGAGGAAAAAGAUGGCAAGAAGAAAUGGGUGGACACCCAGGUGGUGUUUGCCAUGCCUUAUGACAACCCUAUCCCUGGAUAUGGUAACAACACUGUCAACACGAUGAGACUGUGGUCAGCUAAAGCUCCAAACAGCUUCAAUCUCAGAUUCUUCAAUGAUGGAGAGUACAUUAAUGCUGUGUGUGACAGAAAUCUGGCAGAGAAUAUAUCCCGUGUGCUCUACCCAAAUGAUAAUUUCUUUGAAGGUAAAGAGUUACGCUUGAAGCAGGAAUAUUUUCUGGUUGCCGCCACUCUACAGGAUAUUAUACGUAGGUUUAAAUCUUCACGGUUUGGAAGUAGGGAUCCAGUGAGAACAUCCUUUGAUGCUUUCCCAGAGAAGGUAGCCAUACAGUUAAACGAUACCCAUCCUGCCAUGGCAAUACCUGAGCUGAUGCGUAUAUUUGUGGAUCUUGAGGGUUUGACCUGGGAAAAGGCUUGGGAGAUCACAGUGAAGACUUGCGCUUACACCAACCACACGGUGCUGCCCGAGGCACUGGAGAGGUGGCCUGUAUCCCUGCUAGAGAGACUGCUGCCUAGACACCUUCAGAUCAUGUACUAUAUCAACCAUCUCUUCCUCGAGGAAAUAAAGAAGAUAUUCCCAGGGGACUCUGAUAGACUGAGAAGAAUGUCUAUUGUUGAGGACUAUGGAGAGAAGAAAAUCAACAUGGCACAUCUUGCUAUUAUAGGAUCUCAUGCCAUCAACGGGGUGGCUGCUAUACACUCGGAGAUCAUCAAGAGAGACACAUUCCAUGACUUCUACGAGAUGUUCCCAGACCGUUUCCAGAACAAGACAAAUGGAAUCACACCUAGACGUUGGCUCCUGCUGUGUAACCCUGGUCUGUCUGAUGUCAUAGCUGAGAAAAUUGGAGAGUCUUGGGUGACAGACCUGUACCAGUUGAAAGAAUUGAAACAAUUUGACAGCAAUGAGAACUUCCUUAGAGCAUUAAUCAAAGUCAAACAGGAGAACAAGAUGAAGCUUGCGGAGUACAUCAAACAGGAGUUUAACAUUGAGGUGAAUCCGUCCUCUAUGUUCGACAUCCAAGUGAAGAGAAUCCACGAGUACAAGAGACAGCUAAUGAACUGUUUACACAUCAUUACACUGUACAACAGGAUCAAGAGAGAUCCAAAUAAGCCAGUUACGCCCAGGACCAUCAUGAUUGGCGGAAAGGCAGCUCCUGGUUACCACAUGGCCAAGUUGAUCAUCAAGUUGAUCAACACAGUGGGCAACGUUGUCAACAAUGAUCCUAUAGUUGGAGACAAACUGAAAGUUGUAUAUCUGGAGAACUAUCGUGUAUCUCUUGCAGAGAAGAUCAUGCCUGCAGCUGAUCUCAGUGAACAGAUCUCUACAGCUGGUACUGAGGCAUCGGGCACAGGAAACAUGAAGUUUCAGUUGAAUGGAGCCCUCACUAUCGGUACACUUGAUGGUGCCAAUGUUGAGAUGAGAGAAGAGAUGGGAGAUGAAAACAUCUUCAUCUUUGGUAUGACAGUGGAAGAGGUGGAGGCUCUCAGCAAGAAAGGAUAUAAAGCCCAUGACUACUAUGAAAGGAAUGCUGAAGUAAAGGGAAUUCUGGAUCAGAUCAACAGUGGUUACUUUAACCCUGAUGAACCUGGCAUGUUUAGAGAUAUAUACAACUCUUUAGUCUAUCAUGAUAGGUUUAUGUUGUUGGCUGACUUUGAUGCUUACGUGAAGUGCCAGGAUCGUGUCAGUGAAGUGUUUAAGAAUCCUCUGCUGUGGGCAAAGAUGUGUCUUCACAAUAUUGCCUCCUCAGGCAAGUUUUCGAGCGACAGAACAAUCGCAGAGUAUGCACGUGACAUCUGGGGCACCGACCCUACAGAGUUCAAACUUCCUGCCCCCCAUGAGAACCCUCUGAAUUAUGAUGAUUCAGACACAAUUGUACCAAAGAAAAAAUGAAGCUGAUGAUAUUUAGUGACAUUUUCAAAUUAAAACCAUAGACACAAAGGACAAUAGGAUAGUGCUAUUUCUAAUUCUUUUACUUUUGUUGUUUUUGUGGAGGGUAAAAAUCUAUGAAAUAUCAGGAGUACUAAUAUGGUGUUUAUAUUGUUUGUAUAUGCUACACUAAAAUUGUACUUAAAUUCACAGUGAAGAAGGUUACACCAUUGUGAAUGAUUUUUCUAUGCACCUCUUCAUGUGUUAAUUUCUUGCUACAUCUUGUUAUGCUGAGUUGCAAAAACUAAAACAGGAAAAUAUUUGCAAAAAAAAUGCCCUUACUCUUAAAUACAUGUGAUAUUUGAUAGCUUGAUUUUUCAAUUUUCAUUAACAGUAAGAUGUUAUGAUAAUAGAUUUUCAUCACCUUAUUUUGGAAAAGUGGAAAUAUUGAUAUUUAACGUACAUUGUAGCAGUUUGGGCAGUUAUUUAGUAUAAAGGUGUGGAGCUACAGUAGUCUUCAACAUUCCCAUUGUUUCUUGUAGAUUACUUUAAACUAUGAAAGUUAAAACAAGAUCUGAUAUUGGCUUGUUCUCUAUGCUUUGAGAAUGUACAUAUUUUACUGAACAAAGGAAAGAUUUUCUUUCCAAACUUUUGACUUUGGUAUUAGAGCAACUUUUGAUUUUCAUGUUUCAUUCACAGUUAGUUUUUCAGUCAUUUACUGAGUUAUUGUAUGAAAGUCACCUUGCCAUUUUUGGAUUUCUAAAUUUAUUGCAGAUCAUUGUGGCAAUUUGCCUAUAAAAUAUGUUAGAAUCAGUUAACACUUUGAAAGAGCAUACUCUCUCAUUGUCAAGUUCAAGAAAUGCUUGAUUAAAAAACAACUGUUGCUUGAAAAAAACCCGCUGGCAUAGCUCAGAGAGAUGAGCACAAGACUACUAAAAGGUCAUGUGUUAAAUCUAUGUACAUGAAUAUGCACAGUGACUGUUUGACAGGAACAAUCUGUCUGAAGAAAGUUAGCACCAAUACUGAAUUCAAGUUCUCUGAAUAUAUUAAUUAACUACCGUAACAUAACUGAAUUAGUGUUGAAAAAUAGUUUUUAAACCAUGUCAGAUGAACAGCACCAUCGUGAACAAAUGCUCAUGGUAGAAUUAAGACUGGAUGGGUACACUCUGGGUCUGUUAGUCUUUGGGGGGCAUUUCGUCAAUUUGUUAUAAAUGGAUUUAGGGCAUUGGAAUGUAUAGAACUGAAAUAUGGUAUCAUAGAGCAGAUUGGUGCAUAGAAUACCUUAGAAUACCUCAGAUUGUAGUAUGUCUGUUUUACUUUGUUGCCAUAGAAACAUGUAGCGUUUAUUGUGCUUUAUUUUAGAAAGCCAUUAAAAUGAACAGUAUUUGUUGAUAUUUUGUAAUAUGUUGGAGAUUUUAUCACCAUACUAAAAUUGCUUUACAUAUUGAAUAUGGAAGUAUAACGUAAUCAUAUGAAUUUUAGUAUUUAUCUUAGAGAACUUAUACCAGUAAUUUUUUACCAGUUGCUGUGUUUCUGUAAGAUAUGAUGAAAAAGUUACGCCAAAUUAUACCUUGCACUUCUUUUAUAUUGUUAUUCUCUAUCUUCAUAGAAUUAAUGGUGAACAAAAACAAUCAAAAAAUAUUUUUUAAACCUUGUCUUGACAUCAACUUCUAAAAAAUGCUAAAUGAAAAUUGACUCGAGACUCGGUUUAAUUUUAUGCAGAGCUCUGUGAUUUCUGAAAAAAAAGUUUCAAAAUUUACUGGUUUUUACAACAGAUUGCUGUAGGUAAAAAAAACAACAUCGUUUAUGUAUGAAAUUAGGACCUGAUCUCAUCGUGACUCAGGGGAAACACAGUACGUAUUAAUGUGAACACAUGCUUAAUGGAAAAACCAACAUUUUAAAAAAUUUACCUUGCUUUAUACACAUAUUUUAGAAGAGUGCUACCUAUUGAUAUUUCACUUUUGCUUUGUGAGUAAACAGAAAAGCCGUGCUAUGUAUAUGCUAUGCCAUAGUGACAUAUAGUCGAACUUGUGCUAUAGACCACCUCCAAGCCACUACAAUAAUAUAUUUCACAAUGUUCUCUGUAUGAAUAGAGUAAAUUUACUUGUGUUAAGAGACCAUCUGUUAAUAAAGACCAUUAUUUUCAUUGCCAGAGAAUGGUCUUUACAGAGAGGUCGGUCUGUACACGAAUUCCUUGUAGUGUCUGGACACAUUUUGUUUUCUUUAUUUGUUAACAUUCUGCCCAAUUUAAGCAUGUUGAGCACUUUUGAGUACUAAUGGUUACAUAUAAUCAGAGAUUGUAUCUUGACCUUUAUUCACUUAUUAAAACAUGUAACACAUAUGUUAUCACUGUCAAGGUGUUGCUGCAAAUUUUGAAAUAUUUGUGUGUAUACACAUUGCAUAAUUUUGUGUGUAAAGUAUUUGAGUUAUGUGUAAUGAAAGAUUGUAUGUUUGAUUUCACAUUAGUGUGUUACAAGUUUGAGCUAUGUAUGUAUAUAUGAUGAAUAAACUGUUGCCUGCUGUCACUUAGAAGUUUAGGUUUCUACAGACAGGCGAUUGUUUGUAAUACUAUAUCAAAUCAGUUUUUUUAAUAAUGCUGUGAAAUAUUUGUUUCUUAUCUGAUUAUUUUUCAGCUAUAAAGAAUUUUGACUUUUUCACUGUUUUCCAAGUCAAAAUUACCCCUGCUUAUAUAUGCAGUCAAAAUCAAGCUGUCAUUUAUUUUGUGAAUUUAAAUAUAAAGUAAUUGCCAACUCCUUGAAUUAAUUAUUUGUCAAAAAAGAAAGAAAACUCUCAAAUGCAUUUUCCUAGAGAAAAUGCUUUAGACUCCCUUCUUGACAGACAUUUUCAAUUUUUAGAGCUAUAACUAAGUUGUUCUGAACUUUCUAGUUUACACCUAGUACAUUAACCUAUAUAGAGAAGUCUGUGAUUGUACAUUUAACAGCAUUGUUUUAAAGGCUUUACCAAACUGGGACAUUCAUCAAUUUCUCAUUCUGUUACUUAUUAUAUUUCUUAAAUCAGUAUACGAUAAGCAGUAUAAAGAAAUGAAUAGCAAUAAUAAAUGAUUUUCAGUUGUACAAAGAGACAGGACUGUUUUUAUUGCUUUGUCUCAUCUUUUUGAAUUAGCUGUCUUAUUUCUACUUGCAGUUUUCUCUAUUUUUCUGUUUAGUUUGCUUUUAAAGAAAAGCUUAAUGUAGAUAGAAUGGUUAUGUUCCUCUUUUUGUCUGCAGUACUAUGAAAAUGAGAUUUACUUCAAUGUUGUGAUGUAGUAACAGGAAAUAAAAUGGCUUGUUACAGGAAAUAUAGACUGCGCUGCACCAAAGACAAACUGACUGCCAGAAGUAUUGAGGAUAGAGUUCCUAGUAGUGGUACAUGUAAUUAGAAUAGAGAGUAAAGAUUCAUAUAAUAAAAGACAUUUCUCUCAAGCUGUUUGUAAGUUUCAAAUUAAAGAUGGAUAAAUGUUAUAGUCAGCUUCGGUUUACAGGUCAGUAAAGUAUUUUAUUUUAUACCUAAAAUAAUAACACGAUAAAACACAUUUAAUAAGAAAAAAUUCAAAAAUUAAAGUUCAAUAUGCAUUGUUAAUUAGCUGUUACCAAGUUCAUACUCAAGUUUGCAGAAAAAUGGAUGGAUACACAAUUCAUACUAAGUUUACAGAUUUGGCGUGUUUUUUGUUUCUAGAUACACUUUUAGUGAUGUUUUUAUUUCUAUUGAAAGAUGGUGUUUUACAUCCAGUGAAACUAACCAUUUUUUGAUAAUUAUAAACCUGUUUUGUUGAUAUAUUUGUAAUAGACUUUGUUUUUUCUAAAUUUUAUUUUAGAGCCCAACUUGGGAUUGUUGUCUAUAUAUACUAAAUAAAUAACCAAUAUGGGC